This is a messenger RNA of Marasmius oreades (fairy-ring Marasmius), 1851 nucleotides long. RefSeq lists its product as uncharacterized. Bases 298 to 1683 code for a protein of 461 amino acids. NCBI's taxonomy places the organism in Eukaryota, Fungi, Basidiomycota, Agaricomycetes, Agaricales, Marasmiaceae. The record is from RefSeq and is a predicted model, not a curated record. Gene Ontology annotation, molecular function: aspartic-type endopeptidase activity. The transcript has 6 exons. Gene Ontology annotation, biological process: proteolysis.
GUUCUUUUGUCGCGACCACCAACACCCGAUGUUCAUUUAUUGUUCUCAUUGUUCCGUAGUGGUGGGGGUUCACGCCAUUGUUUCUCUUUUGUUUCUGGAUGAAUUCUUUAUUUUGCUAUAAGAGAAGGAUGCAAUUCAAGGAUCGCUUUACUACCUUUCUCCCGCUCCCGGCUGAGCACUUUCUAGUCUUUCACGACUUUGCACAAAUCUUGACGACGCACACGAUCUUUAACUCGACGCUAGCCACUGUCACGAAGCCUUCACACUCGCUUUUUUCUCGGAAUACGUUAAGUCAUCAUGAAAUUUGCUGGAACCUUCACUAUCCUCGUUGCACUGGCUCAGUGCCUGCUCAUCGACGGACUACCUAUAAUCAAGGGACGAGGUGGUGGUUUAAUCACCUUACCUCUGAAGCAUGUGGCACGAGCGGUGCCCGCCACUGGUGACCUACACCCACACCUGUUGCUUCAGCAGCACCUCAAUAGUGCUUACCGUCGUCUGGCUCUAAUGACACGCUCUCCACAACCCCUCGAAGAAGAACUCGUGAAACGACUUGCAGAACAUAUCGAUUCAUUGCCACCCGACGUGCCUGUGAAGCGGUAUCGAGUUGCAGGCACUGUCAUUAGACCAAGGCACGCUGACGAUGAAUGUGACGGUGACUCACCACCUCCGGAAUGCAAUAACUCCUUGAAACUGGAAAUCUUUGCAAACGAUGUUGGCUACAUCUCCUCUGUUGAGUUUGGUGCUCCUGCCCGAGAAUUCAGGCUCUUGAUGGACUCUGGCUCCUCCGACCUAUGGGUUGGUGGGGAAGGAUGUCAGACGGACCAAGAAGGGGGUGGAGGGGACUGUUCAGCGUUACAUACCUAUCUGGGAAAGAACUCUUCAUCUUCCCUGAUCGACAUGAAAGUCCCAUUCGAAGUGACGUAUGGUUCGGGACAUGUUGAAGGCACUAAAGUUCUCGAUGACUUCACUUUCGGAGGAUUCAGGUUGCCAAAGUUGCAACUUGGACUCGCAACCCUUCAAUCAAUUGACUUUUCCGAUGAUGAUGUUCCGUUCGAUGGAUUAAUGGGACUCGCUCUCUCGUCGUUGUCAGAACUCCAAGGGCCAACUCCCAUCGAAGCGCUAGCCGCUAGUGGAUUGAUCGACGAACCAAUCGUUUCAUACAAGAUCUCCCGCAGGGAUGACAACAAGGAUGAUGGUGAGAUCACCUUCGGUGGGCUCGACAAGACCAAGUUUGACUCCAACUCGCUGGUGACCCUUCCCAAUAUCUCUCCCAUCGGAUUCUGGACAGCUAAAGUGGAUAACGCAACUGUCAAUGGCCAGAAUUUCGGGAUUGACGCUCGUGAGGCUAUCCUCGACACUGGAACUACGUUACUUGUUGCUCCUCGUGCGGACGCGGAAAAAAUACACGCCCAAAUUGACGGAUCUACCGUAGAUGAACAGGGUCGUUUCCACCUCCCAUGCGAUACCAAUGCCACUGUUGCUCUUGCCUUUGGUGGUCGGUCGUUUGAGAUUGACUCGAGAGACUUAGGAUUUGCCAAUCUUGGUAAUAAUGAUUGUCUUUCUGGAAUCGGUGCGAACGAUGGAGAGGGAACGACGUGGUUGGUCGGUGACACGUUUUUAAAGAACGUUUAUUUCUCUACUAAUGCGAAGACGAAUGAGGUUUCUCUUGCGAAGCUCGUCUAGCUUUCUUCCUACUCGGCAUUCUCUUUUUGGACCUUGAGGACUUAUCAUUUACUGUAUCAGUUAUCCACGUUCUUGUAGCAUUACUCCAUCCAUUUGUAAUCUAUAAUCUAACACUAGUAGGUCGAUUGUAAUCUAAUCGUUGGGCUGCGUCCAGCAGAAAGUAUCCAU